Molecule: messenger RNA, 6048 nt
Organism: Cololabis saira (Pacific saury)
Lineage: Eukaryota; Metazoa; Chordata; Actinopteri; Beloniformes; Belonidae
Product: mucin-2-like
Exons: 14
Coding region: 1002-5639 (1545 amino acids)
Source: RefSeq, a predicted model, not a curated record
AGGGGAUCUACCUGCCAAGGUUCCUGCCUCCGACCCCAGAAAACAGAGCUCUGCUGAACGCCACGGUCAACGACGUGCUGGAGAUCAAAAUUACGGCUAGUGCUGCCCCGAUUUCCGAGCUGCUGUUUAGCGGACCGUACAACAUAACCAACGUGUCCCAGGAGGCUCUGGGACCGGGGCGGUUCCUUAUGAGGUGGACGGCACUUGAAAGCGAAGCCGGGACGAGCCAACCCAUCUGCUUCGUCGCCAGAACGCUUUACAAUGGAACCAGCUAUCACUCGGACCUGCGGUGUGUCACCACGAGUGUCGGGAACCACCGAUGAUCAACAUUCAACCGACCAGUCCACCAACCAAUCCACCAACCAGUCCGCCAUCCUCCAAAUUUCUUUUUAUUGACAUUCAGCAUUAGACAUUCACAUCCGGUACAUCAUGUAUGCAUACAUCAUACAUCUGUUGUCUGUCCUAAAUGUCGGAAUAAUGUUUGUGUUUUAUGUCCAAACAAUGAAAAGAAAGACAAACCACCAAAAACUACUAUGUACAAGUAGGGAGUGAUCUUUUCAACAUAACACAGUCAUUGCCUUGAGAAAAUAAAAUCAGGCCUAUGGAGCGUGACGUAGUUGACCCAGUUUUCCCAGUAUGAGGUGAAUUUCUCCAAUUUAUGAUUAAUAAAUGCUGUUAUCUUCUCCAUUUUAUCUAUUUAAUUGCUGACUUAUACCGUCUUAUUAGUGCAUUUGGAUAAGUGUGUGUGAUUCCUGUUGCUCCUUUUUCUUGUUUUAGAGAAGUGAUCAACAGCAUUUACAGUUCAGGAUAUUCGGGUUCCAAUAACGAAAACCUCCUCCUAUAUUCAUGUCUGAUCAUAAUGUGACAGCCAUGAAACAUUUCCUCAUACCUGAAACAUUCCUGGUCGCACGUCUGAAAGCACCAGUCAGACAACUCCAAUAUAAAGGUCAGUUUCACUUCUGAUUGCCAGCCUUCUGAGUAGAGACGCUCGGGCAUCCAUCAUGUGGCUCCCCGUGCUGCUCCUGCUGCUGCUCAACGGCACUCGGGCCUCUCACCUGUACGGGACGGUGAUGACCUACUACCCCCAGGAGACUCACGCAAACGGAUCCCUAACGGUGAUCUCUCGCUAUAAACUGAGUUCACACUCGUGCUCCAAUCAUGGGUGGGUUUGCAGUGGAAACUGUGGGACUCAAACCCUCGUUGUAAACACCGUUGAGGAUGAGACGAGUGAAAACUGGUGCCAGCGUGAGGGCAUCAUCACCAACCUGGUUCCCACAAACGCCCCAUUUACACAAACGUUGAGCACUGGCAACUGGAUAAGUAACCUUGUAAACAACAUCGUAAACUUGCGAGCCGAGACCGAGGUUGAACUGAGGACCCGGUCCGACACCGGCAAACCCAACUCCUCCCCACAGACCACCAUCAUGCCGGCCAUCCGAGUUCCUUCCAACUGUCAGAGAGAUUUCAACCUGUUGGCGUUUGACCCAGAUGGAGACGAGGUUCGUUGCAGAUAUGGAAUCACAAGUGCAGAGUGUAGCCCCUGCACCCCGGCAUCCGUCCUCAACGUCUCACCGAGCUGCACCCUGUCGUUCAGCGCCACCAGCAGCAGCAACGAGGGUGCGUACGCAGUCCUGCUGGUCCUGGAGGACUUUCCCAGCCAGAACAUCAUGCUGACUCAAACCAACGGUUCGCAGGUGGCAAGAACGACCAGCGACGCUAUCAGCAAGAUACCCUUCCAGUUUGUUUUGAGAGUGGAAUCUGCAGUGCCAUCCUGCACAGACGGAGUAUAUCUGCCCAAGUUUCUGGCUCCGACCCCAGCUAACCGAGCUCAGCUGACCGCCAGCAUCAGCCAGGAACUGGAGAUUCCCAUCAGAGCAGUGGCAACUAAUUCUGUGAUCUCCGGGCUGCUGUUCAGCGGGCCGUACAACGUCCUCCAGAAUAGUUUGGGUGGAGGGAACUUCACCCUGAGAUGGACGCCCACUGCCCGCGACAGUGGAGGAAGCCAUGCCCUCUGUUUCGUUAUCCAGGCCAAUCUCAGCAACACCCUGUACCACUCUGAGCUUCGGUGUGUGGCGGUGACCGUCGGAAACAGCUCAACGGCGACUACAACUACACAACCUACAACCACUACACAACCUAAUACAACCACCUCCACUUUGGCUCCAACCACCUCCACUGUGGCUCCAACCACCUCCACUGUGGCUCCAACCACCUCCACUUUGGCUCCAACCACCACAACUGUAGCUCCAACCACCUACACUGUAGCUCCAACCACCUCCACUGUGGCUCCAACCACCUCCACUGUAGCUCCAACCACCUCCACUGUGGCUCCAACCACCACCACUGUAGCUCCAACCACCACCACUGUAGCUCCAACCACCUCCACUGUGGCUCCAACCACCUCCACUUUGGCUCCAACCACCUCCACUUUGGCUCCAACCACCACCACUGUAGCUCCAACCACCUCCACUUUGGCUCCAACCACCACAACUGUAGCUCCAACCACCUCCACUGCGGCUCCAACCACCACAACUGUAGCUCCAACCACCUCCACUUUGGCUCCAACCACCACCACUGUGGCUCCAACCACCACCACUGUAGCUCCGACCACCUCCACUGUGGCUCCAACCACCACCUCUUUGGCACCAACCACCUCCACUUUGGCUCCAACCACCUCCACUGCAGCUCCAACCACCACAACUGUAGCUCCAACCACCACCACCACUGUGGCUCCAACCACCUCCACUGUAGCUCCAACCACCUCCACUUUGGCUCCAACCACCACCACCACUGUGGCUCCAACCACCACCACUGUGGCUCCAACCACCACCACUGCAGCUCCGACCACCUCCACUGUGGCUCCAACCACCACCUCUUUGGCACCAACCACCUCCACUUUGGCUCCAACCACCUCCACUGUAGCUCCAACCACCUCCACUGCGGCUCCAACCACCUCCACUGCAGCUCCAACCACCUCCACUGCAGCUCCAACCACCACAACUGUAGCUCCAACCACCACCACCACUGUGGCUCCAACCACCUCCACUGCGGCUCCAACCACCUCCACUUUGGCUCCAACCACCACCACUGUAGCUCCAACCACCACCACUGUAGCUCCAACCACCUCCACUGUGGCUCCAACCACCACCACUGUGGCUCCAACCACCACCACUGUGGCUCCAACCACCUCCACUGUAGCUCCAACCACCACCACUUUGGCACCAACCACCUCCACUGCGGCUCCAACCACCUCCACUGCGGCUCCAACCACCUCCACUGCAGCUCCAACCACCACAACUGUAGCUCCAACCACCACCACCACUGUGGCUCCAACCACCUCCACUGCGGCUCCAACCACCUCCACUUUGGCUCCAACCACCACCACUGUAGCUCCAACCACCACCACUGUAGCUCCAACCACCUCCACUGUGGCUCCAACCACCACCACUGUGGCUCCAACCACCACCACUGUGGCUCCAACCACCUCCACUGUAGCUCCAACCACCACCACUUUGGCACCAACCACCUCCACUUUGGCUCCAACCACCUCCACUGUAGCUCCAACCACCUCCACUGCGGCUCCAACCACCUCCACUGCAGCUCCAACCACCACAACUGUAGCUCCAACCACCACCACCACUGUAGCUCCAACCACCACCACUGUGGCUCCAACCACCUCCACUGUAGCUCCAACUACCUCCACUUUGGCUCCAACCACCACCACUUUGGCUCCAACCACCUCCACUGUGGCUCCAACCACCACCACCACCACUGUGGCUCCAACCACCUCCACUGUGGCUCCAACCACCACCACUUUGGCUCCAACCACCACCACUUUGGCUCCAACCACCUCCACUGCGGCUCCAACCACCUCCACUGUGGCUCCAACCACCUCCACUGAGGCUCCAACCACCACCACUUUGGCUCCAACCACCUCCACUGUGGCUCCAACCACCACCACCACUUUGGCUCCAACCACCACCACUGCGGCUCCAACCACCACCACUUUGGCUCCAACCACCUCCACUUUGGCUCCAACCACCACCACCACUUUGGCUCCAACCACCUCCACUGUGGCUCCAACCACCACCACCACUUUGGCUCCAACCACCUCCACUGCGGUUCCAACCACCACCACUGUGGCUCCAACCACCUCCACUGCGGCUCCAACCACCUCCACUUUGGCUCCAACCACCACCACUGUAGCUCCAACCACCACCACUGUAGCUCCAACCACCUCCACUGUGGCUCCAACCACCUCCACUGCAGCUCCAACCACCACAACUGUAGCUCCAACCACCACCACCACUGUAGCUCCAACCACCACCACUGUGGCUCCAACCACCUCCACUGUAGCUCCAACUACCUCCACUUUGGCUCCAACCACCACCACUUUGGCUCCAACCACCUCCACUGUGGCUCCAACCACCACCACCACCACUGUGGCUCCAACCACCUCCACUGUGGCUCCAACCACCACCACUUUGGCUCCAACCACCACCACUUUGGCUCCAACCACCUCCACUGCGGCUCCAACCACCUCCACUGUGGCUCCAACCACCUCCACUGAGGCUCCAACCACCACCACUUUGGCUCCAACCACCUCCAUUGUGGCUCCAACCACCACCACCACUUUGGCUCCAACCACCACCACUGCGGCUCCAACCACCACCACUUUGGCUCCAACCACCUCCACUUUGGCUCCAACCACCACCACCACUUUGGCUCCAACCACCUCCACUGUGGCUCCAACCACCACCACCACUUUGGCUCCAACCACCUCCACUGCGGUUCCAACCACCACCACUUUGGCUCCAACCACCACCACUGUGGCUCCAACCACCUCCACUGUGGCUCCAACCACCUCCACUUUGGCUCCAACCACCACCACUGCGGUUCCAACCACCACCACUUUGGCUCCAACCACCACCACUGCGGCUCCAACCACCACCACUUUGGCUCCAACCACCUCCACUGCGGCUCCAACCACCACCACUUUGGCUCCAACCACCACCACUGUGGCUCCAACCACCUCCACUGCGGUUCCAAUCACAUCCGCUGCGGCUCCAAUCACGUCCGCUGCGGCUCCAACCACCACCACUUUGGCUCCAACCACCACCACUGUGGCUCCAACCACCUCCACUGUGGCUCCAACCACCUCCACUUUGGCUCCAACCACCACCACUGCGGUUCCAACCACCACCACUUUGGCUCCAACCACCACCACUGCGGCUCCAACCACCACCACUUUGGCUCCAACCACCUCCACUGCGGCUCCAACCACCACCACUUUGGCUCCAACCACCACCACUGUGGCUCCAACCACCACCACCACUUUGGCUCCAACCACCUCCACUGCGGUUCCAAUCACAUCCGCUGCGGCUCCAAUCACGUCCGCUGCGGCUCCAACUACAAACACUACAACUACAAAACCCACAACUCUAUCACCAACUACAGCUAACAACGCAACAUCAAUUGUUAUCGGCCUCAGAGCGAGGAUCUCCACCACCCUGGACAACUUGGAUACCAUCGUACAACUGCUAAAAGAGGAACUUGUGAGACGAGGGCUGCCAUCAGAUAUCAGUUUACGUCUUGCCAGCAACGGAGCGCUGGAAAUCUCAACGACGGCGUCUGGUUGAUGGCGAGAAUGGAGCUGAUCUCUCAACAGGAAGUCAAUGGGUCUCCCAGUCUGGGUUCAGCUGGUGUUCUCUCUCUCUAAAUAACACUUGUGUUAAACAGAUAUCAUUAGAAUCAUGUGUCUCAGAGUACUUUAACUAUUUUAAUGUUGUUCUAUCUUUUUCUUUUGUGUAUUUUUAAAGUGAAGUUAUUAUAUUAGCAACUCAGUGUGACUCCGCCUGUUUUCCUUCAUGUUCUGUUUGAAUGGAUAAUUAAAGUUGUUUGAAUGGUUUCCAUUGAAUUUUCCAUUAUUUUUUUAAUAUGUAGGAAUUUUUUAUAUGACUUAAUUUGCUCAGAUGAAUUAGCCUGGUGACGCUAGUUAGCUCAUGCAGACCUAUGACGCUAACCAGAGUGCGAAAUACGGGGGGUUCG